AUGCUACCUGACUUCUUGCAGAGCAGUUACGCCCGCUAUAAAGCGGACACCAACACAUUUGCAACAUGGCUACUGGAGACAGCUAAUCGAUGCGGCUAUCAACCGCCUACCCUCUCUGCUACCCUCCCCACCGCGACGAAAAGAGACAAACGCAAAGGCAAGAAGGGCGACUCUGACGCAGAGCCCGUUCAGUAUAGUGCCACCACUAAAGAUCUGCAAAAGUUCGCCGAGGUCGUGGCCGUUUCGGCUCUCCCAGUACCCAAGUCGGUCCUCGCCCUUGCGAAGCGCGCCAUCAAGCUGAGAAAAGCGGUCACAUCCUGGUUUUUGGGCCAGGGUGACUCUGCGACCAACAAGCGUCAUGCCCAUUUCAUCACGGCGCUGGAGCAGAUCUGCGAGACUCUGGAGUGGAAGACCAACCAGUCCUCAACGAAGCCGGACGCUAAGCAGCCUCAAGCCGAUGACGUCGAUGCCGACCAAUUUCUAAACAGAUUUGCGGUCCUCACGGUGGAGGAGCCCAAGGACACGGCGCCGUCGCAACCGAAGCCCACAGUGUCUAAGAAGCUCGUCAAGGUUACCGUCAAUGAAGAAGAGGACGAGGACGAGGACGCAGCGGACUCGUACCUGGGCCAGCUGUUCUUCAAGACCCUUUGCUUGCUGCAGGAUCUGGACAACAUGCGCAAGUUCAUUUCCAUCACCUGGGCGGAGUAUCACGAGAAGAAGAUCGACCUCAUGAAUGCCGCUGUCGAGGUGGAGGCGGACUGGCGCACCUCUCUGUCCGGGCGGAAGGGGGAUGUCCAGACUGUGGUCUACAAUCUUGCUGCUCUCUCGCGCGGCAUCUUUGCACCGCCGUCCAUGGAGGUUGGCCUGCCCUACAACGAGAACCUGGCGAAUACCGCUGAGUGGUGCUAUUUGCCAACAAAGAUCCUGCUUGAGUCUUUCUCAAACGUGCUUCAGGCGAAUCACCAGCCAGUCUUCAGAAUGGGCCACUUCGGCAUUUAUGAUCCGAAAGCGGACAGAGGGCGGAUGUCUCUGGGCCAAAAGUUCAACGAAGACAAGAUCAUCCUUCUCUCGAUAUUGCCAGAGUUUUGCAUGUUCAAUACGUUCGGCAUCCACUUGCCUGCGGAGGAUUCAAUCACUCGGGGCCUGGUUGAGUUCGCUAAGACCAAGAAGGUGAGUCUGUGGCUCUGUUUCGCCGCCCAGGUCUUCCUCGACGUUCACCAUGCAAUGCGACACAGCACUCUGGGCGCAUUUGGAGAUCUCCGCAUGUCCGGACUUCGCAUCCAGAAGACCAUCGAUGAUUACCUGCAACUAUCUAAGACGCACCCUCAGCCCAAGUUCUGGCCUAAGGAGGGUGAUGAGGAGAUUCGGAGCAUCAGUUCAACCGUGGACGCAUGGAUCAAAGGAGAUGUGUUCUUCAAUGUUCGAGCCUUGUCUAAACUGGACAGGGUUGGCACUCCGCCCGAGAAGCAUGCGCUCUUCUCGCAGCACGCUCUCCUCUGCGGCUUGGUCCUGUUCCACCUCAAUAUUCGAAUGCAGCGUGUGGGCCAGGAGCUUGUCACCCGGUGGUACGACGUUCAACAGCUGGCCUUCUUGCACAACCUUGUCAUAAAUGGUGCCAUGCAUAAAGACCUGAGGUGGCCCGACAUGGAUGCAUUUGUCAAGAUCCAUGGCGAGUCUCAUAUUUUCGUGGGUGCACGGCCCAAGAACGCCAGCGAAUCUCUGAAUAGGCUUGAGCUGGCCACCGGCAUCUCGUCCGCAACCCAUUUCGCCCGCAAUUCGCGGGGCAGCGGACCAUUCCAUAAGCCCGAUGGCAAGAACGCUCGCAUGCUCAAGCCCACCACUACCGUCGCGAACUUGUUUUUUACUCAGUAUGUUAGUGGUGGUGGUCCUGGCGAGGAUGUCGGGAUCGUGCACAUCGACAGCAUCCUGGACGAGCUUGCCCAAAAGUCGAAGCUUGAAUCGUCCUCCAGCAAGAAGGAGCUCCAGCAGCGAGCCAACCCGGAAUUGAUGCUCACCCGACAGUGGUCGAAUUCCCACAUCAUCGACACCCUGCAGCUGCUCGCCUUCCUGAAGACCAAACUCUUCGAAGAGGAGACGAUGAUCCUGUACAACUACUUCGGCAUGCACAAACGCUCCCUCGAGCUCCUGCGCCUGAUCCGCAGCAAGGAGCACCACAAGUUCGUCCAGUACUUCACCGAAGGAUACAUGCCCGACGAGUCCUUCAUCUCCAACAUCGUCCUCCUCAUCCAUCACGUUGCGUGCGGCUCGGCCCAGUCGGCGCGUGCCAUGGGACUGAGAUCCGGCGACGGGCAGGAGCUGAAUGGGGAUGUGGCCUGCAAGGAGCUGCGGGUGUUCUGCAAGAACAAGAAGCCCAUCCAGGAUGAUUCGGCAUACGAUGCGGGCGAUUCGGACGCGCUGAUAGGUUACUGGUUCAGCCUGGAGGAUGUGCUGGGCCCCAAGGGGAUGGCCUCGCUGAUGACGGGGAUUCCGGUGGCCUAG
This is a messenger RNA of Aspergillus brunneoviolaceus CBS 621.78, 2499 nucleotides long. RefSeq lists its product as uncharacterized. Bases 1 to 2499 code for a protein of 832 amino acids. Lineage: Eukaryota; Fungi; Ascomycota; Eurotiomycetes; Eurotiales; Aspergillaceae. The transcript has 3 exons. The record is from RefSeq and is a predicted model, not a curated record.